Molecule: messenger RNA, 810 nt
Organism: Schizophyllum commune H4-8
Lineage: Eukaryota; Fungi; Basidiomycota; Agaricomycetes; Agaricales; Schizophyllaceae
Exons: 4
Coding region: 194-721 (175 amino acids)
Source: RefSeq, a predicted model, not a curated record
UGACCGACGUGCAGGGCUCAAAGAAGUGCAUCGGCCGCUCGGUGCACUCGUCGUCCUGGAAGAAGAGCGUUAGCUUGGAGACGGAGCUCGAUGAGGGCGAGUAUGUCGUGCAUGUGAGUGUCCACUCGCUUUCCUACUGACAGUUGUCCAUUGCUGAUGAUAUCGCUACUCCUCUCAGGCUCGCGCGGAUAGGAUGCUCUCGCGCGGCAAGACUUACAUCAAGGACAACGUGGACAGCUGGGAGCCAGGGAAGUUGUCGAAGGUGAUUGCGGAGCGGGAGAAGAGCUUCGCGCUGGCGAGUAAUUACACCCCUAGCGUCAGGAGCCUCGUCAUUCUCGAAGACAUACUCGCAGGGCAAGACAUAGCCACUCUCGAGGAGAAAGCAACGAAGCCGCCUCCUCCAGUUGUCGUCAGCACCAAGACGACCACCAUCACCAAGACCAGCUCUGGUGAGACCAUCGAGACGACGACUACGCACACGGAAGAGAUCCCGCAAGCGCCCCCGCCUCCUCCGGACGAUUCGGACGCAGACUCCAUCGCGCCAGGUCAGGAGCGGACUUCCAAUCCACCGGUAGACAUUUACUCGGAUGAGGUUCCGCUGGUGCUUGGAUUGAAGGUGUACACGGAUAAGAGCGCGCCGGCUUGGGUUGAGGGGCAGGUGCGUCGUUUGACCCCUUCGGUCUUAAGCAAGCAGGAGUUGGCGCUGGGCGGAGAGGACUAAGGCUGCAGUCGAUCGUGAAGGUCGCCAUAGGACUUGCAUUGUAAUACCAUAGUCGUUGUAUUAAUCUGAGAAUCCACUCUUUACUAUGA